AUGGCGCCAACCGUGUCCUCUUCUCACACGAAGUUGUCCUAUCCUCUCUAUGCCGCCGACUUCGACCCGUACAACCCCGAUUUUCUGCUGGUCGGCGGCGGCGGAGGGUCGUCGUCGACAGGCGUGCCUAACAAGAUCUCGUUGAUCGAUACAUCUCGGCGAGAUCAGCUGGCAGAGGUGGUUGAUGUAGAGCUCAUCAAGGGCGAGGAUUCAGUGACAAGUCUGGCCGUCGUCGAGUCCUCCGAGUCCUCCUUGACUGCACUUGCAGGCAUCAACAGCUCUCUCGCCGACCAGAAUGCAGGCAAAAAUGAACAUUUGAGGUCAUUUCGCAUUGGAUUACCAGCACGAAAAAGAAAGGCCGACGGUAGCACUGCAAAUGAAGAUGGCACAGAACAGACAGAGCCUUCAGCACCGCCAGCGUCACAAGCUCUUGGACGAACGGCCCUUUUCAAAUCCGCAACCGCCACCAAAAAUGAGACGUAUCAGAGGGUUCUACGGCUCUCACCGGCCACCACUCCUACCCAGCAGCGACUCGCGGCCAUUGCGUCUGGCUUGGCUCCAGAAAACGAAAUCAUCGUCUUCCGACCCGCCUUGAGUCCCACGCUGGCGGACGAAGUGUCGCGCAUAAACCUAGGUUCUCGAGAAGCAGCAGAUCUGGAUCUGAUCAAUAGCGAUGAUGGCGAGGAAGGUCACCUUCUUGCUUAUUGCACAGACGAUGAGGUGUUCCUGCAGCGACUUUCCUUGAAGUCAAAGCCUCGGGCCCCGAUUUCGCUGCAUCGGAGCCCUGAAUCUACAAGCUCUCUUCCGCCGUCGAAGCGGCCCAAGUUUCGAGCCAUUCGUUUCUUAACUCCUUAUCAUCUAUUGCUGUUGCAAAAUAGACCAGGACGGACAGGCGCAGACUUGCUCGUGCUUCGAGUCAGCAAAGACCUGUCGCAAGCUCGCAUCUCCCUCCGCAAGCGACUGCACAAGUCAACGAAGGCUGCCGUCGGAUUGGAGGUGUGCCGCUUGACCGAAUCUGAACAGGGCGAGAGACAAUUUAUCAUUGCUGUGGCUGGUCAAAACGGAGAUGAUAGCUCAGUCGGGGUCUUAACUAUUGACUACACACCCGGAGUUGGCCUGGGAAGGUUCCGUCCCUACGCUUUUCUCAGAAGUGUCCACAAAGGACCUUUGACGAAGCUCACGUUCUCCAACUUCGUCGGUCCAACCCUGCCCGUGACAAAAGAUGUCGGGCCUCAAUCCGUCCGAUUGGCCUCGGUCGGCGUCGAUCAGCGUGUUGUGGUACACUAUCUCCCUCUCCGACCCUACCCGCCGACAUACACCAAGCGCCCACGAUAUGUGCUCAUCCCUCCAGGCCGAUCCGAAGCAAUGCAGACCACAUUCAGUGUGUUCUUUGCUCUGGUGGUGGUGGGUGUCGUGGCGUUCCUCAUGCAAGCCUUCUGCGAGAUUCGUGGCGCUGUACCGCCUGUCCUGGGCGCCACGGACUGGCUCUCCCCACGAAUGCGGGAGUUGGUCGUGCGGCCAUACAUCUUUGCCGACGUUGUUAAAUCCGAUAUACCAACCGCUGCGCACAGCGCGACCGAGAAACUGAAGGAUGCCGCUGCCUCUCACGUUCCCGACAUGGACGAGGUUCGAAGCAACAUCGAAGAAGGCACCGCGGGGCUGAAACGAAAACUCAAAGAAUUAGUGGUGGAAAACUCGGAACUCGAGACCCCUAAAGCAAUUAUCGUCCGCGACGAAGCUGGCACCGGCAUAUCCACCGAACUUGCGCACGACGCCGCACUCGUCAGGGAUGAGACGAUCAGAAAGUGGGAAGAGCUUUCAGAGACACAGAAAAAGAGCUGGAAACGCAAACUAAUAGAUGCCGGCCACUGGGCGGAGGACCAGGGAGAAAACAUCCUCAAGGGCAUCCUGUUCUCGGAACUAGCAGAUGCCGUGGGCCAUAUGGUGGGUGGAUGA
Messenger RNA from Exophiala dermatitidis NIH/UT8656, 1956 nucleotides. RefSeq lists its product as uncharacterized. Gene Ontology annotation, cellular component: endoplasmic reticulum membrane. NCBI's taxonomy places the organism in Eukaryota, Fungi, Ascomycota, Eurotiomycetes, Chaetothyriales, Herpotrichiellaceae. The transcript has a single exon. Gene Ontology annotation, biological process: protein secretion. Gene Ontology annotation, molecular function: GTPase activator activity; protein binding; guanyl-nucleotide exchange factor activity. The coding region runs from base 1 to 1956 and encodes 651 amino acids. The record is from RefSeq and is a predicted model, not a curated record.